Messenger RNA from Fulmarus glacialis (Northern fulmar), 3066 nucleotides. It is a transcript of the gene ATP8A1, whose product is annotated as ATPase, aminophospholipid transporter (APLT), class I, type 8A, member 1. The transcript has 32 exons. Gene Ontology annotation, molecular function: ATP hydrolysis activity; ATPase-coupled intramembrane lipid carrier activity; magnesium ion binding. The record is from RefSeq and is a predicted model, not a curated record. Gene Ontology annotation, biological process: phospholipid translocation. Gene Ontology annotation, cellular component: plasma membrane. Lineage: Eukaryota; Metazoa; Chordata; Aves; Procellariiformes; Procellariidae. The annotation marks the transcript as partial.
AAGACAGAUGAUGUUUCAGAGAAAACUUCUCUAGCUGAUCAAGAGGAACUGAGAACUAUAUUCAUUAAUCAGCCCCAGCUAACCAAAUUCUGCAAUAAUCAUGUCAGCACUGCAAAGUACAAUAUAAUCACAUUCCUGCCAAGGUUCCUUUAUUCCCAGUUCAGAAGAGCUGCUAAUGCAUUUUUUCUUUUUAUUGCAUUACUUCAGCAAAUACCAGAUGUAUCACCAACAGGCCGUUACACAACGUUGGUCCCUCUCUUAUUUAUUUUAGCUGUAGCUGCAGUGAAGGAGAUAAUAGAGGAUAUUAAAAGGCAUAAAGCUGAUAAUGCGGUGAACAAGAAACAAACCCAAGUACUACGAAAUGGUGCGUGGGAGAUUGUCCACUGGGAAAAGGUAGAUGUUGGAGAUAUAGUUAUAAUAAAAGGCAAAGAGUAUAUACCUGCUGACACUGUACUGCUCUCAUCAAGUGAACCACAAGCUAUGUGCUACAUUGAAACAUCUAACUUAGAUGGUGAGACAAACUUAAAAAUUCGACAGGGUUUGCCACUGACAUCAGACAUAAAGGACAUAGAAAGCUUGAUGAGACUUUCGGGCAGAAUUGAAUGUGAGAGCCCAAACCGACAUCUCUAUGACUUUGUUGGAAACAUCAGGCUGGAUGGGCAUGGUACUGUUCCAUUGGGAUCUGAUCAGAUUCUUCUACGAGGAGCUCAGUUGAGAAAUACUCAGUGGGUUCAUGGGAUAGUUGUCUACACGGGACAUGACACAAAACUUAUGCAGAAUUCAACAAGUCCACCUCUUAAAAUGUCUAAUGUGGAACGAAUUACGAAUAUUCAGAUUUUGAUUCUGUUCUGCAUCCUUAUUGCCAUGUCUUUGAUCUGCUCUAUUGGUUCAGCUAUAUGGAAUCGAAGGCAUACUGGAAGAGACUGGUAUCUUGAUCUAAAUUAUGGGGGAGCAAGCAACUUUGGAUUGAAUUUCUUGACUUUUAUCAUUCUCUUCAAUAAUCUUAUUCCAAUCAGUUUGUUGGUUACGCUUGAAGUUGUUAAAUUUAUCCAGGCAUAUUUCAUAAAUUGGGACAUAGACAUGCACUAUGAACCUACAGACACUGCUGCGAUGGCUCGUACUUCCAAUCUCAAUGAAGAACUUGGACAGGUCAAAUACAUAUUUUCUGACAAAACGGGUACCCUGACAUGCAAUGUCAUGCAAUUUAAGAAGUGUACUGUAGCAGGAGUUGCUUAUGGCCAUUGCCCUGAGCCUGAGGAUUAUAGUGUUCCUUCAGAUGAUUGGCAGGGCUCACAAAAUGGAGAAGAAAAAACAUUUAGUGACUCAUCAUUACUGGAGAAUCUUCAAAGCAAUCAUCCAACUGCACCUAUAAUAUGUGAGUUUUUGACAAUGAUGGCAGUGUGUCAUACAGCAGUUCCAGAAAGAGAAGGUGAUAAAAUUAUAUAUCAAGCAGCAUCUCCAGAUGAAGGAGCAUUGGUCAGAGCAGCCAGGCAUCUUCGUUUUGUAUUCACUGGAAGGACACCUGACUCAGUAAUCAUAGAGUCUCUAGGACAGGAAGAGAGAUAUGAACUGCUAAAUGUCCUGGAAUUUACAAGCACUAGGAAGAGAAUGUCAGUGAUAGUUCGCACACCAUCGGGAAAGUUAAGACUCUACUGCAAAGGAGCUGAUACUGUAAUUUAUGACCGUCUUGCUGAAAGUUCAAAAUACAAAGAAAUCACCUUAAAACAUCUAGAGCAGUUUGCUACAGAAGGCUUAAGAACUUUGUGUUUUGCUGUGGCUGAGAUUUCAGAAAGUGAUUAUCAAGAGUGGUUAGAUGUCUAUCACCGAGCUUCUACAGCUAUACAGAACAGAGCACUCAAACUUGAGGAGAGCUAUGAACUAAUUGAAAAAAACCUUCAGCUGCUUGGAGCAACAGCAAUUGAAGAUAAACUACAAGACAAAGUGCCUGAAACCAUAGAGACACUUAUGAAAGCAGACAUAAAAAUUUGGAUACUUACUGGGGACAAACAAGAGACUGCCAUUAACAUCGGUCACUCCUGUAAACUUUUGAGAAAGAACAUGGGACUAAUUGUUAUAAAUGAAGGCUCCCUUGAUGGAACAAGAGAGACGCUUAGCCAUCAUUGCAGUACUCUUGGUGAUGCUUUAAGGAAGGAAAAUGAUUUUGCUCUCAUCAUUGACGGUAAAUCUCUGAAGUAUGCUUUGACAUUUGGAGUGAGACAGUAUUUCCUGGAUUUAGCUUUGUCAUGUAAAGCUGUUAUUUGUUGCAGGGUAUCACCACUUCAAAAAUCCGAAGUUGUAGAAAUGGUUAAAAAACAAGUUAAGGUAGUAACUCUAGCAAUUGGUGAUGGAGCAAAUGACGUUAGUAUGAUACAAACAGCACAUGUUGGUGUUGGUAUUAGUGGGAAUGAAGGUCUACAGGCUGCUAAUUCUUCAGACUACUCAAUUGCUCAGUUCAAGUAUUUGAAGAACUUGUUGUUGGUUCAUGGAGCCUGGAAUUAUAACAGAGUAGCUAAAUGCAUCUUGUAUUGUUUCUACAAGAAUAUAGUCCUUUAUAUUAUUGAGAUUUGGUUUGCUUUUGUCAAUGGCUUUUCUGGACAAAUUCUUUUUGAAAGAUGGUGUAUAGGCCUCUACAAUGUGAUGUUUACAGCAAUGCCUCCACUAACUCUUGGAAUAUUUGAGAGAUCCUGUAGAAAAGAAAACAUGCUGAAAUAUCCAGAGUUAUACAAGACUUCCCAAAAUGCACUGGACUUCAAUACUAAGGUUUUCUGGGUUCAUUGUUUAAAUGGCCUCUUCCACUCAUUCAUUCUGUUUUGGUUUCCACUAAAAGCCCUCCAGCAUGGUACCGUAUUCGGCAAUGGUAAAACUUCAGAUUACCUGCUCCUGGGGAACACUGUAUACACUUUUGUGGUUCUAACUGUGUGUUUGAAGGCUGGAUUAGAGACCUCAUAUUGGACGUUGUUCAGCCAUAUAGCUAUCUGGGGCAGCAUAGCACUUUGGGUGGUGUUUUUUGGAAUCUACUCUUCUUUGUGGCCAGUCAUUCCUAUGGCACCUGAUAUGUCAGGAGAG